Molecule: messenger RNA, 1464 nt
Organism: Apiotrichum porosum
Lineage: Eukaryota; Fungi; Basidiomycota; Tremellomycetes; Trichosporonales; Trichosporonaceae
Exons: 7
Coding region: 1-1464 (487 amino acids)
Biological process (GO): transmembrane transport
Molecular function (GO): transmembrane transporter activity
Source: RefSeq, a predicted model, not a curated record
AUGGAUCGCAAAACUAGCGAGGCUCCCCGAGUGGUCGCCGCUGCCAAAGACUACACUGCUCUCACCAAGAGCGAACUUAUCAUCUCGUUUAGCCUCGUCACCUCCCUGUUCUUCCUCUGGGGUCUCAGUUAUGGUCUCCUCGAUGUGCUCAACCAGCACUUCCUGUCCAUUUUCCACCUCAACAAGGUGCAGACGACGCUCUUGCAGUUUGCGUACUUUGUCAGUUACCUGGUGGUCGCGCCGCCAAUGGGUAUCCUCAUGCGCAAGGUCGGCUACAAGGUCGGUAUCCACAUUGGUCUCGGUCUCUUCAGCACUGGUGCUGUCCUCUUCUGGCCCUCUGCAGUGUACGCAAAGUAUGGAAUGUUCGUUGCCUUUACCUUUGUCGCCGCCAGUGGACUGGCUACACUCGAGGUCGCUGCCAACACGUACAUUGUCGUGCUUGGUCCUCCCAAGCAUGCGGCCUACCGCCUCACGUUUGCCCAGUCGUUCAACGGCAUCGCGACAGUUAUCGGCCCCAUCAUCGCCGCCCACACCUUCUUCAACGGCGCCAACGCCACCAAGCUCGACACGGUCCAGUACGUCUACCUCUCUCUGGCCGUCUUUGCCCUCCUCCUCAACAUUGGCCUGUACUUUUGUAAACUCCCCGAGGUGGCGCAGGGUGUCACCGACGAGCAAGAGGAGCAGAUGCGCAAGGAGGGUCUCAAGGGCUUCCUGAAGCACUACCACACCAUCUUUGGCUUUGUGGCAGAGUUCUUCUAUGUCGGCGCACAGGUCGCGGUGGCUUCGUUUGCCGUCUUCUACCUCACCGAGCAGCCCGGUAUUGAGCCCCCUUACUCGACAGCAAUGGCAUCGAACCUCUUCAGCGCUUGCCAGGCCGUUUUCACCAUCGGACGGUUCAUCGGCGUGGGCUACCUUCGCUUCAUUGACCCUGCGUUCGCCCUGUUCGUCCAUGGCGUUGGCCUCAUGAUCUUCUGUAUCCUCACCGCCACCAUCGACGGCAGGGGCGGCAUCGCGUGCCUCUUCAUGGUCUUCCUCUUCGAGUCGGUCUGCUACCCCGUCAUCUUCUCCAUCGCCACCUCCAACUUGGGCUCGUACGCCAAGUUUGGCGGAGGCCUGAUCGCCAUGGGAGUCAGUGGUGGCGCGUGGUACCCCUCUGCGCAAGGCGCCGUGGCGGACGCCAAGGGAACGCAAAUCUCCUACAUGAUCCCCUUUACGGGAUUCGUGCCGCUCAUGCUCUACGGUCUGGUCAUGUGGGCGAUCAAGUGCCGCCGCCACAACAAGUGGUCCGUCAUGGUCCGCGACCUCGACGGAUCCGACCAGGCCAUUAUUGAGGAGGACCUCCGUAAGCACUCUCAGGCCGCGGGCGAGCUUGGGCCCGGCCCCAACCGUGAGACCGAGGAGGAGAAGGCGGACGAGGAGUUUGUCGACCUGCAGUACGCUUCGCCCAUUCGUUCCAGCUCGUAG